AUGUACGUUCAACUCCCAUUUGACGAGCUCGAGGUCUCGGACACCAACAAGAAGCGCGUUGCCUACUUCUACGACGCAGACGUUGGUAAUUAUGCUUACGGAGCUGGGCACCCCAUGAAACCCCACCGUAUAAGAAUGGCCCAUCUGUUGAUUAUGAACUAUGGCUUAUACAAAAAGAUGGAAAUCUACCGUGCCAAGCCGGCAACUAAGCAAGAAAUGUGUCAGUUCCACACCGAUGAGUACAUAGACUUUUUGAGUCGUGUUUCGCCGGACAACUUGGAUAUGUUUGCCAAAGAGCAAAUUAAGUUCAAUGUUGGAGAUGAUUGUCCAGUUUUCGAUGGAUUAUUUGAAUAUUGUGGGAUUUCAGGAGGUGGUUCCAUGGAAGGUGCCGCCAGAUUGAACCGUGGGAAGUGUGACAUUGCCAUCAAUUAUGCCGGUGGGUUACAUCAUGCGAAGAAAUCUGAAGCUUCAGGAUUUUGUUAUUUGAAUGAUAUUGUGUUGGGGAUCAUUGAAUUGUUGAGAUACCAUCCACGUGUCUUGUACAUUGACAUCGAUGUGCAUCAUGGUGAUGGUGUUGAAGAAGCCUUUUAUACCACCGAUCGUGUGAUGACUUGUUCAUUCCACAAAUAUGGGGAAUUUUUCCCUGGUACUGGUGAAUUGAGAGACAUUGGUGUUGGUAAGGGUAAAUAUCAUGCUGUGAAUAUCCCAUUACGUGACGGGAUCGAUGAUUCGACCUAUAAAUCCAUUUUUGAACCUGUGAUCAGUAAAAUUAUGGAAUGGUAUCAACCAUCGGCCGUUGUUUUACAAUGUGGUGGUGAUUCCUUGAGUGGUGAUAGAUUGGGAUGCUUCAACUUGUCAAUGUCUGGACAUGCCAAUUGUGUGAAUUUCGUGAAAUCAUUCAAUAUCCCAAUGAUGGUUGUUGGUGGUGGUGGAUACACCAUGAGAAAUGUCGCCAGAACCUGGGCAUUUGAAACUGGUCUUUUAAACAAUGUUAAAUUACCUACUGAAUUGCCAUACAACGAUUAUUAUGAAUAUUAUGGACCAGAUUAUAAGUUGGAUGUCAGACCAUCUAACAUGCAUAAUGCCAAUUCCCCAGAAUUUUUAAAUAAAAUUUUAACGAACAUUUUAACUAAUUUGGAAAAUACUAAACAUGCACCAUCGGUUCAAAUGAAUUAUGUUCCUAAUGAUCCAGAAGAUUUGGGUGAUGUUGAGGAAGAUACUGCUGAAGCAAUUGAUACAAAGGGUGGAUCCCAGCAAGCACGUGAUGAAGCCAUUCAACCAGAAGGUGAAUUUUAUGAUGAUGAGGAUAGAGAUAAGGGAGAAAAGAAUAUUCAAAGUUUUGCCAAACCAGAAUCUGUUGAAACUGGUGAAGAUGUUUCCAAGACUUCCAAGACAGUUUCUGAAGAAGCUCCUGCUCCAACAGAUUCUUCUGGAAGUGGUACCAAUGACUCCAUGCAAGUUGAUUCUGUCACUACUAAUGAAUCUAAGGUUGAUGAAACUAAAGAGAACAAAACUGAACCAGUAAUUAAUCAAACAACAAAAUUGACAGAAGAUGAAAUGAAGGAGAUUGAAGAAUUGAAUGCUGAUGAUUAG
Molecule: messenger RNA, 1593 nt
Organism: [Candida] anglica
Lineage: Eukaryota; Fungi; Ascomycota; Pichiomycetes; Serinales; Debaryomycetaceae
Source: the annotation of a GenBank genome assembly